This is a messenger RNA of Callorhinchus milii (elephant shark), 7134 nucleotides long. RefSeq names its product phospholipid-transporting ATPase ABCA1-like. Gene Ontology annotation, biological process: transmembrane transport; lipid transport. Bases 158 to 6943 code for a protein of 2261 amino acids. The transcript has 51 exons. The record is from RefSeq and is a predicted model, not a curated record. Gene Ontology annotation, cellular component: membrane; intracellular membrane-bounded organelle. Gene Ontology annotation, molecular function: ATP hydrolysis activity; ATP binding; lipid carrier activity. Lineage: Eukaryota; Metazoa; Chordata; Chondrichthyes; Chimaeriformes; Callorhinchidae.
ACGGGGAGUGGAGGGACAGACAGGAGAGCAGCAACACGCUGGGGCGCGGUGGGCAUCGGGGACAGUCAGCGGGCCCCCAGUUGAUGUGUUGGGAGGUACUGCUGCCUCGGCCGCCAGGGAGCUCGCUGACCCCGGCACAGCCUGACGGGGGCUCGACAUGGGCUUCUGGAUCCAGCUCCGACUUCUCCUGUGGAAGAACUUCACCUUUCGUAAACGACAGACAGUGCAGCUGAUUAUCGAGCUCCUGUGGCCUCUCUUUCUCUUCUUCAUAUUAAUCUCCGUGCGCCAGUCACACCCGCCCUUCGAGCAGCACGAAUGUCAUUUUCCAAACAAGGCCUUGCCGUCAGCGGGAACUCUGCCGUGGAUCCAGGGAAUUAUCUGCAACGUGAACAACCCCUGCUUCCAGCACGCCACACCGGGAGAGACCCCAGGAAACGUGGGCAACUUCAACCAGUCCAUCAUUUCCCGGUUAUUUGCCGACGCCCAGAAGGUGUUGAGACACGCCAACCAGGACCGGACGCUGGCCAGCUUCCAGCAGCUGCUCACCGUACUGAAUCAGCUAGAGAGGAAACGCUCAGACCUGGCAGGAAUCCCAAUCCGAGACUACCUGAGGCCGGAUCAGACCCUCUCCCAAUUCCUCCGGAAGAACGCCUCACUUCCCCAAAAUGUGGUUCGUGACCUGAUGAUGGCACAUUUAGCCCCGGAGCAGGUGGUCCUGGCCAGCGCUGGAGGGAGCCUGAAGCCGCUGGUUUGCAACAAGUCCCGCCUGGCCAAGGUCUUGAGCUCAGCCAACAAAAAUAGCUUUGAGCGUAUGCAGCAGAGUCUGUGUGCCGUUCCCGAGGAGACGCUGGAACAAGCCAAGCGCCUCUUCCUCACCCAGGUGGACCUUGGCAAGCUUCUGAGGGACAGUCUGCCCUCCAGCCCGGAGAGCAUGCUGGAGGUGAUGGACGCUAUGGAGCACUUUAUCCAGGGAAUGUCGUCUCUCCUCCAGGAGUUUUCCCAGGUGACCAGUUUCCGGGAUUUCCGGGACGAGGUGCAGUGGCUGACUAACGCCCCCACGGGAGGGUCCCCGAAGCUCAUGUUUCAGGCCAUCUCCCGCAUCGUGUGUGGUCACCCUGAGGCAGGGGGGCUGCGCGUCCCCUCACUCAACUGGUAUGAGGACAACGACUACAAGCUCUUGUUUGGCAGAAACAGCACAGACCAGAAAGCCAUCAGCUUCGACAAUUCAACACCUCCUCACUGCAAAGAUCUGGUCAGGAAUCUAGAAUCCAACCCCAUCUCUCGCAUCAUGUGGCGGGGAAUCAAACCGCUCUUCAUUGGCAAAAUCCUCUACACCCCAAACACUCCCACCACGUGGAAAAUCAUGAAAGAGGUAAACCGCACGUUUGAGGAGCUGAGCUUGCUGCGGGAGGUGCGGGGGUCUUGGGCCGAAAUCGGCCCCCAGAUCUGGAAGUUCUUGGAAAGCAGCCGGGAGGUUCACCUGCUUCAGAAGAUGCUGAGGAACCCGUCUGUGUCGGAGCUGGUGGACCUGCAGCUGAACUCCAGCGGCUGGGAUGCUGCCAGCGUCGCCACCUUCCUGUCUAACGGCAGCGCGGAGCCCUCCAGCUCGGCCGGCUACACCUGGAAGCGAGCGUACGGGGAGGUGGAUCAGAUGAUCCACUCGCUGUCCAAGGUCAUCGAGUGUGUGUCUCUGAACAAACUGGAGGCGGUGGCCACAGAGGACGUGUUGGUGGUCCGAGCGUUAGAGCUGCUGGAGGAGCGUCAGUUCUGGGCUGGGGUGGUCUUCCAGAUGAACGAAAGUGAGACCCCCGACCUGCAGCCGCACAUCACGUACAAAAUCAGGAUGGACAUCGACGACGUCACUCGGACAAACAAGAUCAAGGACAGGUUCUGGGACCCGGGACCGUCAGCCGAUCCCUUUGACGACCUGCGUUACAUCUGGGGUGGCUUCGUAUAUAUCCAGGACCUGGUAGAGGGGGCACUGGUGAGGGUGCUGACCGGCAGCGACCAGAAGACGGGCAUUUACCUGCAGCAGAUGCCGUAUCCCUGCUACGUGGACGAUGUUUUUUUGCGUGUGUUGAACCGCUCGCUACCUCUCUUCAUGACCCUGGCCUGGAUUUAUUCGGUGGCCAUGAUCAUUAAGGGGAUGGUCCAUGAAAAGGAGGCGCGGCUGAAAGAGACCAUGAAGAUCAUGGGGCUGAGCAACGGCAUCCUGUGGGUCAGCUGGUUCAUCAGCAGCUUCAUCCCCUUCCUCAUCAGCUCUGCCUUCCUCAUCCUGAUCCUCAAGAAAGGCUCGAUCCUACCGUACAGCGACCCCUCCGUGGUCUUCCUCUUCCUCGCCACCUUCGCCAUCGCCACCAUCAUGCAGUGUUUCCUCAUCAGCACCUUCUUCUCGGGCGCCAACCUAGCCGCAGCCUGCGGGGGCAUCAUCUACUUCUCUCUGUACCUGCCCUACGUGCUGUGUGUGGCCUGGCGUGACCACGUCACAUACCCCCUCCGCAUCGCUGCGAGCCUGUUGUCCCCGGUUGCCUUCGGCUUUGGCUGUGAGUAUUUCUCUCUGUACGAGGAGCAAGGCAUCGGCAUCCAGUGGUUUAACCUGGGCUCCAGCCCAGUGGAGGGUGACGCCUACAACUUCAACACCUCCCUUUUCCUCAUGCUCUUUGAUGCUGGCCUGUACGGAGUUGCCACCUGGUACAUUGAGGCCGUCUUUCCAGGACAGUACGGCAUUCCCAAGCCCUGGUUCUUCCUGUUCCUGAGGAGCUAUUGGUGCGGGGAGCCCCUGCCACAGAACAAGCUGGACUUUGAUGCAUGCAGCAUGACCAAAGUUCAUCUGGAGGAGGAGCCCACUCACCUGCCGCUGGGUGUGUCCAUCCAGAACCUGGUCAAGGUUUACAGAAACGGGGAGAAGAUGGCGAUCAAUGGCCUCAGCCUCAACUUCUACCAGGGCCAGAUCACCUCCUUCCUCGGCCACAACGGAGCCGGCAAAACCACCACCAUGUCUAUCCUGACCGGCCUGUUCCCCCCCACCUCGGGGACAGCCUACAUUCUGGGCCGAGAUAUCUUCACUGAAAUGGAUCUGAUCAGGAAAUCGCUUGGCAUGUGCCCUCAGCAUAACGUGCUGUUUGACAGUCUAACGGUGGAGGAGCACAUCUGGUUUUACGGGCGUCUGAAGGGUCUGACGGAGGAGGAGGUGAACGAGGAGAUGCGGCAGAUUGUGAUAGACGUGGGGCUUCCCCACAAACGUACCGAACUGACCAAGAACCUGUCAGGUGGAAUGCAGCGGAAGCUGUCGGUGGCCAUCGCCUUCGUGGGGGGCUCGAAGGUGGUGAUCCUGGACGAGCCCACAGCGGGUGUGGAUCCCUUCUCUCGCAGAGGCAUCUGGGAAUUACUGCUCAAAUACAAACCAGGCCGCACCAUCAUCCUGUCCACUCACUACAUGGAUGAGGCUGACCUGCUGGGGGACAGGAUCGCCAUCAUCUCCCAUGGGAAGCUGUGCUGCUGUGGCUCCUCCCUCUUCCUCAAGAACCAGCUGGGGACGGGCUACUACCUGACAUUAGUGAAGAAAGAGGGCGACAAGACCCCCCCGGCCAGCUCCAGCAGCGUAACCAUCGGCAUCAGGAAGGACGACACGGAUUCUGAACGCAGCUAUGACACGGGGCUGGGCAGUGAGCAGUACAGCGAGGCCAGCGCCCUGGACGCGCUGGCGGUGUCGGCGCUGGUCCAGAGGUACGUGCCCGAGGCCCGGCUGGUGGAGGAGGUGGGGCAGGAGCUGACCUACGUGCUCCCGUAUGUGGGGGCCAAGGACGGGGCCUUCGUGGAACUGUUUCAGGAGCUGGACACCCGCCUGUGUGAGCUCGGCAUCUCCAGCUACGGCAUUUCCGACACCACACUGGAGGAGAUUUUCCUUAAAGUUGCGGAGGACACCGGGGUAGACACCAACAUAGCAGCUUUUGCGGACGGCGCCAUCCCAAGCAAGCGCGGGCGUGUCUCGAGGCCCAGCGAGCAGACCCUGCAGCCCGUCAGCGAGGAGGGGGACGGAGGGAACCCCGACGCAGACCCCGAGCACAGAGAGACAGACUUCCUGCAGAUCACGGACGGCAAAGGUUCUCACCAGCUGCAUGGCUGGCGGCUGACCUGCCAGCAAUUCCAGUCGCUCUUCACCAAGCGCUUCCUGUACGCGCGACGGAGCCGCAGGGGGCUGUUUGCACAGAUCGUGUUGCCGGCCCUGUUUGUCUUUGUGGCUCUGCUCUUCAGCCUCAUCGUGCCGCCCUUCGGCAAGUACCCAGCGCUGGAGCUGCAACCCUGGAUGUACGAGGAGCAAUUCACGUUCAUCAGUGAGGACGUCCCAGAGGAAGCCAGCACUAAGCGGCUGAUCAGUGCACUGCUCAACAAUCCCGGCUUUGGAACCAAGUGUAUGAAGGAUCGUCCAGAGGACACCCCGUGUGAGGGGAGUGGCAGUGACUGGGCCCCUCCCCCGCUGGCCCCGGCCCUGAUGGACAUGCUGCUAAACGGGAAUUGGACGGCGGAGUUCCCGUCCCCGGGGUGUGAGUGCAGCUCGAAGAACAACAAGCGGAUGUUGCCGGAGUGCAGUGCGGGAGCCGGGGGGAUGCCCCCUCCCCAGGUGCCGAGGAACACAGGGGACACGCUGCAAAACCUGACUGGCCGCAACAUCUCUGACUACCUGGUGAAGACCUACCCGCAGAUCAUCAGCAAAAGCCUGAAAUCGAAGAAGUGGGUAAAUGAGUUCAGGUACGGAGGUUUCUCACUGGGAGCGAGGAGCUCUCAGAUUCUGCCGUCAGUGACUGAAAUCAACCGUUCCAUCAGCGAGAUCCGCUCCUGGCUCAACGUCACCCAGGGAAGCUCCACGGACCGGCUCCUGGGCAGAGUCACUGAGUUCAUGAACGGGCUGAGCACCAGGAACAAUGUAAAGAUUUGGUUCAACAACAAGGGCUGGCACUCCAUGGUGUCCUUUGUCAAUGUGAUGAACAAUGCAGUGCUGAGGGCCAACCUCCCCCCGGGACAGGAUCCCGAGAUGUUUGGAAUAACAGCCUUCAACCACCCACUCAACCUAACCAAAGAGCAGCUGUCUGAGGUGGCCCUGAUGACUACGUCGGUCGAUGUCCUCGUCUCCAUCUGCGUGAUGUUCGCAAUGUCCUUCGUCCCCGCCAGCUUCGUCCUCUUCCUCAUCGAGGAGCGGGUCAGCCAAGCCAAGCACCUGCAGUUCGUUAGCGGGGUCAAGCCCUCUGUGUACUGGCUGGCAAACUUCGCCUGGGACAUGUGUAAUUACUCGAUUCCCGCCACUCUGGUUGUGUCCAUCUUUAUCUGCUUUCAACAGAAGUCCUACGUGUCGGCUUCCAACCUGCCAGCCCUGAUCCUGUUGCUGUUUCUGUACGGGUGGUCGAUCACUCCUCUCAUGUACCCGGCCUCGUUCCUCUUCAGUAUCCCCAGCACCGCCUAUGUGGUCCUGACCUGCGUCAACCUCUUCAUCGGCAUCAACGGCAGCAUCGCCACCUUCGUCCUCGAGCUCUUCACCGACAAGAAGUUAAAUGACGUAAAUCGGAUCCUGAAGAAAGUUUUCCUCAUUUUCCCGCACUUCUGUCUGGGCCGAGGGCUGAUCGACAUGGUGAAGAACCAGGCCAUGGCAGAUGCUCUGGAGAGAUUCGGAGAGAAGCAGUUUAUCUCACCGCUGUCCUGGGAACUUGCCGGCAAGAACAUGUUUGCGAUGGCCGUGCAGGGGCUCCUCUUCUUCUCCUUCACCCUCCUCCUGCAGUACAAGUUCUUUAUCACCGUCAGGCCGAUGUCUAUCAAGCUGCCCCCUCUGGGGCCCGAGGACGAGGAUGUAGCCAGAGAACGGCAGCGAGUUGCGGAGGGAGGGGCUGAGGCGGACAUCCUGGUCAUCAAGGAACUCACCAAGGUUUACAGAAUGAAAAAGCAGCCCUCGGUUAAUCGUAUCUCUGUGGGGAUUCCCUCGGGGGAGUGUUUCGGGCUCCUGGGAAUUAAUGGGGCCGGAAAAACAUCCACCUUCAAGAUGCUGACCGGAGACACUGAGGUCACCAGCGGGAAUGCCUUCCUGAACAACCACAGUAUCCUGUCUGACAUCCAGGCUGUGCACCAGAACACGGGUUACUGCCCGCAGUUUGACGCCAUCACUAAGCUGCUGACGGCUCGUGAGCACCUGAUGCUCUACGCCCAGCUCCGCGGGGUCCCGGAGCCCGAGGUCGCACGGGUGGCUGAGUGGGGGAUCAGGAAGUUGGGGUUGGUGAAUUACGCAGACAGACCGGCCGGGACCUACAGUGGAGGAAACCGUCGCAAACUCUCCACCGCCAUCGCCCUCAUCGGCUGCCCCGCCGUGGUCUUCCUGGAUGAACCCACCACGGGGAUGGACCCCAAGGCUCGGCGGUUCCUGUGGAACUGUAUCCUGAGUGUGAUCAAGGAGGGUCGCUGUGUGGUGCUCACCUCCCACAGUAUGGAGGAGUGUGAGGCUCUGUGCACCCGAAUGUCCAUCAUGGUGAACGGGCAGUUCCGGUGCCUCGGCAGUGUCCAGCACCUGAAGAGCAGGUUCGGAGAUGGCUACACCAUUGUCCUGCGGCUGUGUGGGCUGGCCUCAGACUUGCCGCCUGUGGAGGAGUUCAUGGGUGCCAGCUUCCCGGGCUGCGUGCUGAAGGAGCGACACCCCAACAUGCUGCAGUACCAGCUCCCAGCCACCCACUGCUCCCUCGCCAAGAUCUUCAGUGCCCUGACCUCCAACAGGCAGAGGCUGAGGAUCGAGGACUACUCCGUCUCACAGACAACGUUAGACCAAGUGUUUGUUAACUUUGCCAAGGACCAAAGCGAUGAGGACCAGCACACGAAGGCCGUGCCCCCCGACCAGCCCAGCGAGGCUUUGCAGAGACACAUCACAAGCUUCUUAACAGACGAUACUGUGAAGGAAAGUAUUGUAUGAUGGGACCCAGCGCCGCCCAGUGUCUGCGCGGAGCAGCGAGCGGAGGACAGAGUCUCUCCCGCAUUCAGCAACUCACUAAACUAUCACACAACGAACUCUGGUUUGAAGUACAAAAGAAAGUAUUUUUUCCCCCUUUCACACUCCCGACAGAGAUCUUUCCUUAACGUCAAAUGAAAAUAAUUGCAAAAGAA